AUACUGUACUCCCUGUCUACAACAACGCCAACCGCCGGAGGGGCUGAAACGCAAUUGACCCAACCUUUUUGUGAGGGCGCGACCCUUUGGCGAUCCCGUGCGCCCUCUCUUUCCUCUGACUUCUUUGCCUCCUCCUCGUCCCUCUCGCCCGGUCCUCUCACUCGACGGAAGACUCUCGCUUCGCCUCCAAGUCCCUUCCAAUGGCGACGGAACCGCUUACCUCGCUCCGCGCGUCACGUGCUUGAGCGAGCACCCAACCGUAUCCCAGCCCCCCACACCAGCGCUCGAGGAGCAUGGCGGCGCCGGGACUGGACGAGGUCAUGGCGUUCCUCACCGACCACGGCUUCGCGGGCGCCGCCUCCGCGCUCCGCGACGACGUCCUCGCCCGCACCGCCGCCGGGGAAGCCGGAUGUGCAGCCACAUUAGAUCCCCAGCUCCCUCCGCUCCGGAUGCCUGGCUCCGCCUCCGGCGGCGGCGGCGGCACGCCGGCGCCCGCGAGCCCCGGCUCCAGCUCUGGCUCGGCGUCCUCCUCUGCCUUCGUCAGCAUGCGCUCCACGCCGUCAGGGCUGCUGAAUCCAUACGGGCUAUGGUCGCCGCGGCACUCGCAUUCUGACGCGUCCUCGUCGGAGAUGGAGUUCGGUACAGCACGCCAGUACGACACCACCGACCUCUUCUUCCAAGAGGGCUGGCUCUACGACGACCACCUCUUCCUUAGCAAGCUGGACGACGAGGAUGACGAGGACAAAGAGGACAAGUUUGUACUCGGUGUUCACGAAGGCUUAGGGCGGAUAGAGAUGGGCAAGCUUGGCGCUGGCCAGUACCGCCGUCAUGAACACGUCGGCAAUGAUAAUUGUGAAGGGUGCGCUGAGGUUUACACCUGCUCGUCACCACUCUGUGGUUGCUGUGGUGGCGGAUUGAAGAAUGAGGACAGGCUCGAGGUGGUCCGGAGCUCUAGCUCUACUGUGUAUGGGAGAUACCAAAUCAUGGAUGACCAGACUGAGAUACUGGACGAUUGUGUCCAUGAUGGGUUUCAGUUGAAGCAGAGCGGGAAUGUUGUGCUUGAUUGUGGUUUGCCAAGAGAUCGUGGGCCAGGAGAUGACCAUUUGGAGCUGAGUGUUGUGGAGAAGGAGCUUCAAAUGCUCAAUUCAUUUGAGACUGAUGCUGUUGCGAAUUAUGGUAUACGUGAUGUCGCAGACAAUGGUGAGUUUGGUGAUGGCAUUGACAAAAAUCUGAAAAGUAGCUGCGACGAAGAACAUCUGAAAGAAGGCCAUAUGAUACAGCCUUUCCCUGACAGUGGUGAUCCUGAUGAUGCUUACGAGUUCGGAGAUGUUGGGUCAUUGAAUGCACAUGUGCAACAUUCUACUGCUCUUAAAGCUGAGGAAGAUCCAGAGACAAAUGUUGAUAUUGCUCUCUCUAAUUUUCAACGAGAAUACGAGGUAUUUGAAUUGAGAAUUAUCCACCGCAAGAACAGGACUGGCUUUGAAGAAAACAAAGAUUUCCCCAUUGUCUUGAAUUCAGUUAUUGCUGGAAGAUAUUAUGUCACAGAAUAUCUAGGUUCGGCUGCAUUCAGCAAGGUCGUGCAAGCACAUGAUCUUCAGACAGGGAUGGAUGUCUGCCUUAAAAUAAUUAAAAAUGAUAAGGAUUUCUUUGAUCAGAGCUUGGAUGAGAUAAAACUCCUGAAGUUUGUGAACAAAUAUGAUCCACUUGAUGAGCACCAUGUGUUGCGCCUCUAUGACUACUUCUAUCAUCAGGAACACCUUUUUAUUGUCACUGAACUAUUGCGAGCAAAUCUAUAUGAGUUUCAGAAAUAUAAUCAGGAGUCUGGUGGUGACGUGUAUUAUACAUUGCCUAGGAUACAGGCAAUAGCUCAGCAAUGUUUAGAGGCUUUAGUUUUCUUGCACCAUUUGAGGAUCAUUCAUUGUGACCUGAAGCCAGAGAAUAUUCUUAUCAAGAGCUACAGAAGAUGUGAAAUUAAAGUCAUCGAUCUGGGAAGUAGUUGCUUCUUGACCGACAACUUAUGCCUCUAUGUCCAAUCACGCUCUUAUCGAGCUCCUGAGGUCAUACUGGGCCUGACGUAUGAUCAGAGGAUUGAUGUUUGGUCUCUUGGUUGCAUUCUAGCUGAACUGUACACUGGUCAAGUACUAUUUCCUAAUGAACCAGUUUCCGUGAUGCUUGCUCAAAUGAUAGGGAUAAUCGGCCCCAUUGACAUGGAAAUGCUAGAAGUGGGACAGGAGACACAUAAGUAUUUCUCUGAUGAUUAUGACCUUUUUACCAAGAAUGAGGAGACAGGUCAGUUAGAGUAUUUGAUCCCGGACAAGUCCUCCUUGCAACGCCACUUACAAUGUCCUGAUUCCGAAUUCCUUGAUUUUCUAUCUUAUCUGCUGCAAAUAAAUCCCAGGAAAAGACCAACUGCCGGUGAAGCAUUACAGCAUCCAUGGCUUUCGUUUGUGUACUGAUGCGCUCCCAACACAGUGUUUCUUCGAUUUUGUGACAGCUUUCUUCGCAUAUGAGAUGAGUUUUUUGUUUCGCCUAAUUUGGAGCCUUAUAAAUCUCUUUAAAAGAAGAUCAGUUUUCUGGGUGUUUCUCUUAGCAUGAAACAUUACAUUUUUGUCGAGUUGUAGAAGAAUGCCCCUUUGUGGUUGCAAGCUUGCCAAACAAAGCCCAUUGUACGGGUUCUGAGUUUUUUGUGUCUUCAGGGCAAUUCGUGGUGUGGACCCCCUGCUCUCUUAGUUAACAUUCAUGAGUUCAUGUAAAUAUCUGAAAUUUUCCUGUGUAUCUGUAGAAUUGAAACCCACACUUGUACCGCAUCUGAUUCACUAAUGGUAACAUAAGAAAUAAUUGUCGAAA
Phragmites australis (common reed) is the source of this 2847-nucleotide messenger RNA. RefSeq lists its product as uncharacterized. The transcript is spliced from 8 exons. NCBI's taxonomy places the organism in Eukaryota, Viridiplantae, Streptophyta, Magnoliopsida, Poales, Poaceae. Gene Ontology annotation, biological process: peptidyl-threonine phosphorylation; peptidyl-serine phosphorylation. The coding region runs from base 294 to 2456 and encodes 720 amino acids. Gene Ontology annotation, cellular component: cytoplasm. Gene Ontology annotation, molecular function: protein tyrosine kinase activity; protein serine/threonine kinase activity; ATP binding. The record is from RefSeq and is a predicted model, not a curated record.